This is a messenger RNA of Styela clava, 1541 nucleotides long. RefSeq lists its product as uncharacterized. The record is from RefSeq and is a predicted model, not a curated record. NCBI's taxonomy places the organism in Eukaryota, Metazoa, Chordata, Ascidiacea, Stolidobranchia, Styelidae.
UAAUAAUUUAUAAUACAAGUGAGUAAAAUUGCUGCUUCAUGAUGGAUGGCAUCGCUCGUGUCAAUGUUGAUCCUUACGUAAUGGAAUAUGUGAUGCAUUGCAUGUAUGAUACAUUCCUGAAACUACAACAGGGAUUAAGAGUAUCAAUAUCAUGGCGGAAAGACGACGAUUCGGUAAUGUUAACUUCAACUUCUCGGCCUGCUACAAGAGAUCUACACCAGGCAUUGAAUCGAUUCUUUGUAAUGUAUAACGCCGUAACGAGGAAUCUGACAUUUGAAUAUUGUCAAUUGAGCAAAUAUCCUGAUAUUAAUCUAUCAAUUGUGAAUCAAAUCAGAGACAGAUAUCCCAGGAUCAACAUUCAAAAAACUAACAAUAAAGGAGAAAUCAAAAUUAUCGGAUUUAAAAACGAAAUUACUCAAGUUUUGUCUUUUAUUCGUGAAUACGUUCACAAAAAUUCAAGAAUCCCGGAGCAACGGACUAUAGUCUUGGUGGAUCACAGGCAGCGUCUGCCUCGACAAGAAAACAGGACUCCGCCUGAUGACCACUUGUUAUACCAAGAUGAAUUGUCACUGGAGAAUCCAAAAACAAUGUUGUUCAGUAAAUCAUUUGAAAAGAAAAUUUCAAGUUUCAAAUCAAGACGACAAGAAUACUUGACACAAAAUAGCAAUUCACCGCCAUCACGUUACAGCACGUCAGAGAUACGUCGACUACAGCAAAGUCAAACUACUAAAAAGACAUUGACUUUGCCAAAAAUCAAUGCGCGAACGGAACAAACUCAGAAUCUGGUGAAAAAACAUCACGAGAUUAGAACGACAACUGGUCUGAUAGUUUCUACCUGCCUACAAGAUGCAAUAUCUGAUGAACCUAUCUCCGAAGUACUGGUAUCAGAAAUAUCCCCUACUGGUAGACUCUCUGACGACAUCAUGUGGAUGGUUGCGAAACAACGAAGUUUUGAACUCACAAAAAUCAUUAGGCUUCACAUUGCUCUGUAUGGACAAGUGUCGCCUUCUAGGGUUAUCGUGACACCUGGAUUUAGACUUCCCUACACUCAUAUUAUUCACGUCGCUACUCCAUCAUGGGAAGAUGAAAAUCCAAAGAAAAGUUUAAGAAAUUUAUUCACUGCAUAUAAAAACGUCAUACGGAUAGCAGAUACGGAUUUAAAUGCGACAAGUAUUAGUAUACCUAUUUUGGGAAGAUGUUCAACAGCAGGUCGAACAUUUCCUGAACACCAAGCAUUAGCUGUCAUGAGGCAAUCAGUCGUAGGCGUCACAAAAUCUGGUCUUCAGCACAUACGUCACUUGAGAAUUCUGUGCUCACGUCAGAGAGAAUUAAAUUUUGUAAAGACAAAGCUGUUUCCACAACUAAUGUUUGUAACGUAUGACUCACGAUAUUUAUCUCAGCAACAACAAAGAUAUUUUAGAAAGCGAGACGAAGAGGAAGUUGAUAUAUAUACUGAUGACGGGGCACUCUUUUGAAUUACCAUUUCCAGAUUGAACAAACUACUAUUAACGUUUUGCAGAAUUUUAUUUUAUGAAACUAAA